UGGUGAGAGGACGUCGUCAUGCGUGUUCGUCGGCAAAAAUUCGACAAGAAAUUUAUAAUAAAACAACAGUUCGUUAUGUUGUGAAUAGUAAACAAUUAAUUACGAUUUCAUAAAAUUCCAUUAGUUCUUCCGUUCGGUUUUGUGACGCACACAAGUAUUAUGGUGGCUUCUGCAUUACAAAUGUAUAAUUUUGUGUUCUCGCAUUCAAGAAAUAAGAACGCUAUCGCAAGUUAAGCGUUUUUUUAAAGCAUUACCAUUUUUUUUAUAAACAAAUGCUGUGGAUUUAUAAUUUCGCGUUGCAACGUCGCCGAAAUAUAUUUUAUUUUUUUUGCUGUUUUAAAUAAAAGAAAGGAUUGAAUUGUCAAUUGCAGCAACUAUCCAAUGAAUUGAAAGCAAAAUCAUAAAAAAUAAACAAAUAAAAUAAAUAAAUAAAUUAAAAUAAGAAGCAAACAUAAAAAAAUCGACCAAUUCUCGAAAUUCUAAUCUAAAUGCAACGCUGUGCGACAACAACACCGAAAUGCUGCUGAAAAAGAAACGCUAUAUGGUCGAAGAGCAGGACGACACGAUUGAGGUCGCCGUUGUUGAGGCAGCAAGCAACAACAGAAACGCAAACACCAACACAAACACCAGCACCAAUACCAACAGCAACAAUAGCAGCAGCAGCAGUAGUUAUGGAUCCAACAUGGCCGAUACACGCGAAGUACGCAUUGAGGAGCAAUUAAAAGUGAAAAUUGGCGAAGCAAAGAACCUCAGCAGCCGCAAUGCCGCCAACACAAGUUGCAGUACACAGGGCACACGAGAUGUCUACUGCACCAUUGCCUUGGAUCAGGAGGAGAUUUGUAGAACGCCGACCAUUGAGCGCACCCUAUCGCCAUUCUUUGGCGAGGAAUACCAAUUCAAAAUACCGCGCCGCUUCCGUUACCUAUCGGUGUAUGUAUGGGAUCGCGAUAUGAAGCAGGAUAAACCAAUUGGCAAGAUUGCCAUCAAAAGGGAGGAGCUGCACAAUUACAAUACACGUGACCAUUGGUUCACGCUGCGACCCGUCGAUGCUGACUCUGAGGUUCAAGGCAUGGCUCACAUAAAGGUGGCCUUUGAGGAGGUGCCACUGACAGAGAGCAUUGAGCUGGUCGCUGCCCAGCAGCAAAUCCAACUUCAGCAUCAGCACCACCACCAUCACCAGCAGCAGCAACACCACCAUCAGCACCAACAACAUCAUCUGUUGCAUCAUCAUCACCAGCAGCGAGCCCAUCAGAACGACUACAAGGAGAAUAGCGAAUUGAGCAAUAUCCAAAGGGCAUCAGCAGCAGCGUCGGCUGCCGCAUCGGCUGGCAUUGGAGGAGGUGGAACAGCUGGAGGUGGUGGCGGUGGAGGCACUAACUCGGCGGCCAUGACUUUAAAGACACGUGUGGCUGGCCUGGUUGGUCAUGUGCAUCAUCAUCAUCACCAUCAGCAGCAGCAGCAGCAGCAGCAACAACUGCAGCUGCAGCAACAACAGCAAAUACAUGGACAGCAUGCGCCGUCUAGCACCAAUUCUUCCACAGAUCAGCUGGCCAACUGGAAGAAUGCGCAUGGACGAAAUGUUCGUGUUGCCAUCCAUGUUCCCGCCUGCAUCGAUUUGGCCAAGAAGCAGGGCACCUGCGAUCCAUUUGUCAUCUGCACCGCCUACUACAGCAAUAAGCAACAGAUAACCAAGCGGACAAAGCAACGCAAAAAGACCGUCGAUCCCGAAUUCGAUGAGGUUAUGUAUUUUGAUCUCUGCAUUGAUGCUGAAGCCGGCAGCACGGCUACCACCGGCAGCAACAAAUCCUCUGGCUCACUUGAGUCGUCGGCCAACAAAGCUUACUCCAUUUAUCCCCUUGGCGGGGCUGAUCUCUGCGAGAUUGCGGUGACGCUGUGGCAUGAUGCCCACGGCGCCAUGGCUGAUAAAGUGUUCCUGGGCGAGGUGCGUCUGCCCAUGUUUAAUAAGCAACAGCAGCAGGCGGUUCAACCGGCUGCCUGGUAUUAUCUGCAACCCCGCUCUACAUCCACCAGUGGUCGCUCUCUGAAUGCCACGCCCCGUUCGUGCGCCACCCCGCCAGGGACAAGACUCAGUGUUGAUUCCACUAUUGGAUCAUUGCGCCUGAAUUUGAAUUAUACCGCCGAUCAUGUAUUCCCGCUGCCCACUUAUGAUGAUUUACUAAAUUUGCUCCUAGAAUCGGUAGAUCAGCGUCCCAUAACCGUUUCAGCCGUAUCCAUACUUGGCGAGUUGGUCUCAGGGAAAACGGAAGUUGCCCAGCCGCUGGUGCGGCUAUUCACUCACACGGAACGGAUUGCGCCCAUCAUUAAGGCACUGGCCGAUCACGAAAUAUCGAAUCUAACCGACCCCACCACCAUCUUUCGUGGCAACACUCUCGUCUCGAAAAUGAUGGACGAGGCCAUGAGGCUAUCGGGUCUACACUAUCUGCAUCAGACACUGCGUCCCGUGCUAUCGCAGAUUGUGGCCGAGAAGAAACCCUGCGAAAUCGAUCCCACCAAGGUAAAAGAUCGCUCGGCUGUCGACACAAAUCUGCACAAUCUCAAGGACUAUGUGGAGCGAGUGUUUGAAGCGAUCACAAAGAGCGCGGAGCGAUGUCCCAAAGUUCUCUGUCAGAUAUUUCACGAUCUCCGUGAAUGUGCUGGCAAGCAUUUUCCACGGAAUCGUGAAGUGCGCUACUCCGUGGUCUCUGGCUUCAUAUUCUUGCGUUUCUUUGCGCCCGCCAUACUGGGACCCAAGCUCUUUGAUCUGACCACUGAGCGACUGGAUGCCCAGACAAAUCGCACGCUAACAUUAAUCUCCAAGACGAUACAAUCUCUGGGCAAUUUGGUUAGCUCGCGUUCAUCCCAGCAGCCCUGCAAGGAGGAGUACACCGGGGAACUGUACAAGAAGUUUUGCACGGAGCAGCAUGUAGCUGCGGUUAAGCAUUUUCUAGAGGUUAUCUCCACGCCAAAUGGUGCUCCUCCUACAGGCAGUGCCAAUCCAAUGACGAUGGCGAUGGCGACGACAACGACGUCGACGAUCACGAUGAGUGGUGGCAGCGGCGGUGUUAGUAAUAGUAGUUGUAGUACAAAUCAGUUGCCCACAUUAACAACAACGACGACAGCAGCGACGCCUUUAGAACCAGUAUUACUUAAAGAGGGCGAGGGCAUGAUGACCAAAUAUCCAACGAGCCGCAAACGAUUUGGAAGACAAUUUAAGCAACGUUACUUUCGCCUGACAACGCACUCGCUGAGCUAUGCCAAGUCGAAGGGCAAACAACCCAUCUGUGAUAUACCGCUCCAGGAAAUCGGAAGCGUCGAGCAAUUGAAAGACAAAAGCUUCAAAAUGCAAAAUUGUUUUAAGAUUGUGCACAAAGAUCGCUCGCUUAUUGUUCAGACCACAAACUGUGUGGAGGAGCGCGAAUGGUUCGACCUGCUGCACAAGAUCUGUCUAAUGAAUUCCAUACGCAUGCAGUACUUCCAUCCGUCGGCAUUUAUUAGUGGACAUUAUAGUUGUUGUGGACGCUCUGAUGAGAAUUCGGCCGGUUGCAAGAAUGUUUCUGAUAAAGAGAUGGAUUAUUUUCAAAUGGAUUUGGUUACGGCCCUCGAUCCGCCGCUGGACUUGCAGCGCAUUCACACUCUGAUCAUGUCCAAUAUGAAUCUGCUGGAGUCUCUGUUAGAUCCGUUGGCCUAUCAUCAGCAUAUGCCUCAAUUGCAGCAGCAGCAACAUCAGCAAAACAAUCCGCUGGCUCCUCUGGCUACAUCCCUGCAACAACAAUCCCCGCAAGCAUUUGCCGAGUUCAAGAGAACCAUUGAGAAAUUGCGCGAAAAGGCAUAUGCGAUUGAUAAGGAUCAUCGGGACUAUAAACAGGGAAUUACCCGACAGCUAAAAUAUGGCAGCAGGCAGGCACCCAUUGGGGAUGACAAUUAUUGGCAUAUGAUGCGAGCAGCUGGCCAACUUAAUUUGCAGCAUCAUCAGCAGCAACAGCAGCAGCAACAACAACAAUUGCAACAUCAGCAGCAGCAGCAACACCUUCAACCUAUACUCCCACAAAUGCAACAUGUACGAGCCAAUCCCUAUCAGUCGUCGGCAGCCACAACCAAUAGUAAUAUGAAUGCAUAUUUUAUGCAUAAUCUUCAACAUCAGCAACAACGCCACCAGCAGCAGCAGCAACAACACCAACAACAACAACAGCAGCAGCAGCAACAACAACUGCAACAGCAGCAUCAUCAACAACAAUUCCAGCAGCAGCGAAAUCAUCAGUUGCAGCGCCACAAUAACAACAACAACUUGAACAAUAAUAUCAGCAGCAGCAACAACAACAAUAAUAAUAAUAACAAUUGCGGCAAUGCCUCAUCAUCCAGCCCCUCAUCCACAGCCUCGAGCGUAGUUGCUGCUCCGAGCAGCGCAUCGACAGCCCCUAAGCCAGCUCCUGCGAUCUAUUAGCGUUCAAGACUCUGCGUAUUCACCUUGCCCAGAAGAACAACUAUCAUGACGCAAUGACCUAAAUGUCGGGAAUACGCAUCCAACGCUGGAGGAUUCGAUAAAGUGGAGCCAGAAUCCGUAAGGAACGGAACUAAACAGAGAAUAGUUAAGUUAUGUGUGAUGUAAAAAAAGAGAAAAGAGAAACAAACAACAACAAAAACAGUUUUAUG
Drosophila willistoni is the source of this 4650-nucleotide messenger RNA. It is a transcript of the gene RasGAP1, whose product is annotated as GTPase-activating protein. The transcript is spliced from 6 exons. The coding region runs from base 518 to 4441 and encodes 1307 amino acids. Gene Ontology annotation, biological process: intracellular signal transduction; regulation of GTPase activity. The record is from RefSeq and is a predicted model, not a curated record. Lineage: Eukaryota; Metazoa; Arthropoda; Insecta; Diptera; Drosophilidae.